AUGGAUGAACUGAAAAACCAACGACAAAACGGCUCCCACAGUCUCAUUCUCUUCUCUCUUUCAACCCACCUAUUCUCGAGGCUUCUCCUCUUGCUCACGGUGCUGCCACUCACGUUAGCUUCCUUCGCCUUCGUUCUCCAAUGGCGCGGCGGAGUCACCGACCCUCUCUCCCGCUGGUCCCCCGAUCAGCCUGACUUCCCCGGUAUGUCGUCCGACGCCGACGGAGGAGCCAACUCCCAUCCCGCCGGAACCUCCCACCUCCAAAGCGCCAGCUCCGACUGCGCCACCAUCCUCCUUGGCCACUCCUCCAAUAAACACCCUUCCUUUCCGUACUUCCGCGACUGGAAGCUCGAUUACUCCUCCGAUCUCAGGCCCAAGAUAUGCAUAACAACGAGUACUUCAGCUGGUUUGGAACAGACUCUGCCAUGGAUCUUCUAUCACAAGGUCAUUGGAGUUUCCUCUUUCCUCCUUUUCGUGGAAGGGAAGGCUGCAUCACCUAAUGUAUCUAGAGUCCUCGAAAGCAUUCCUGGGGUUAAAGUUAUAUAUAGAACUAGAGAGUUAGAAGAACAGCAAGCUAAAAGUCGAAUAUGGAAUGAGACUUGGUUGGCUAGCUUCUUCUACAAACCAUGCAACUAUGAGUUGUUUGUGAAGCAAUCUUUGAACAUGGAAAUGGCUAUUGUCAUGGCAAGGGUAUGGUUUGUUUUCCUUGUGCUGAAUUAUUAUCUCUAUAUAAGUUACUCUUUAAGACAGUUGCUAUCUGAUGUUCCUGGAAAUGUUGAUAUGGUUAUUUUUCCAAAUUAUGAGAGCAGUGUUGAGCGAGAUGAUAUCAAGGAGCCUUUUAGCGAGGUUUCAAUGUUCAAGAAGAACUAUGACCACCUUCCAAAGGAUGUAUAUUUUGGAAAUUACAAAGAAGCAACUCGUGGCAAUCCAAACUAUUUUCUUACUUAUGGAAACGGGAAAGCUGCUGCUAGGGUUCAGGAUCAUCUCCGUCCAAAUGGUGCUCACAGAUGGCACAACUAUAUGAAGACACCUAAUGAGAUCAAGUUGGAUGAAGCAGCUGUUCUGCAUUACACAUACCCCAAAUUUUCCGAUUUGACCUCAAGACGUGAUCGGUGUGGCUGCAAGCCAACUAAAGAAGAUGUUAAAAGAUGCUUCAUGUUGGAUUUUGACAGAGCUGCAUUCAUAAUUGCUUCAACUGCAACCGAAGAGGAGAUGCUUCAGUGGUAUCGCGAACGCGUUGUGUGGACAGACAAAACACUAAACCUGAAGCUUUUGAGGAAGGGCAUCCUGACUCGCAUUUACUCUCCCAUGGUUAUCAUUCAGAGUUUGAGGGAAUCCGGAGUUUUUCGUUCUGUGAUCGCGAAAGCAGCCGAAACAACACUAUCAAAGGACAACUUUUUAAAAUCUGUUGAUAGUAACAACUCAACUAGGAAUGGCAGAUCAGAAAACAUUUUUUCUAGAAAAUUCGAUGCAAAUGGAGUAUCCCAAUCAACUGCAAGAAGAAUUUUGGAAGUCAUAGAUGAUGGCUUAACCCCUUCGGCAGUACCGCCAUUAUCUCCACCCAGACUUGAUCACUCUAACCCCAUUACAUCUUCAUAGUUUUUUUCAAAAAAAAAAAAAUUUCCUGACUCCUUACCAUUGUCAGAACUUUUAAGGAGGAUUUAUACUUGAAUUGUGGCUAUUAAGGUGAGCCAUUCAGUUUUUUUGGAUUCUUGGAAAUUUUUUCCGAUCAUUUAUCCAAGCGCUAGUGUAAAUUUCAGGUUUAGAUUUUUAGGCAUAGUAUAGGAAUCACACACAAAUUUUGUUAGCAAUAUCUUCAUGAUUCUUUUCUUCCUUUUUCCCUUUUAUUUUUUAGAGACUUGAAUUGAGCCAUAUUGGCUGUGGUCUUGAUGGAAAAUAGUGGCUUGUUGAAACUCUUCCACACAUUGGAAAACAAUAUUAUACUGAUCAAUAUUUUCUUCUCCCAGUUGGAGACUGAAAUGAUUGAUGAAAGUGAGAAAAAUUGUGAAUGGUGGUAUUGCCAAUCAUUUAUAGUUCAA
Arachis duranensis is the source of this 2039-nucleotide messenger RNA. Its product is annotated as glycosyltransferase-like At2g41451. The transcript has 11 exons. Lineage: Eukaryota; Viridiplantae; Streptophyta; Magnoliopsida; Fabales; Fabaceae. Bases 1 to 1599 code for a protein of 532 amino acids. The record is from RefSeq and is a predicted model, not a curated record. Gene Ontology annotation, biological process: cellulose biosynthetic process; response to abscisic acid.